Messenger RNA from Epithele typhae, 768 nucleotides. Its product is annotated as Osmotin thaumatin-like protein. Bases 1 to 768 code for a protein of 255 amino acids. Lineage: Eukaryota; Fungi; Basidiomycota; Agaricomycetes; Polyporales; Epitheliaceae. The transcript has 6 exons. Gene Ontology annotation, biological process: defense response. Gene Ontology annotation, cellular component: extracellular region. The record is from RefSeq and is a predicted model, not a curated record.
AUGAAGUCUUUCGCUGCUGCCGUCGCCCUCACCUUUGUGUCCGGUGCCACCGCCCGCACGUUCACCGUCUACAACAACUGCCCAUUCACGAUCUGGCCCGCGAUGUUCACCGACCUCAACGCCGGCUCGGCCGCACCUAACCAAGCUACUGGGUGGCAGCAGGACCGUUACCAGGCCGUCUCCUUCAACGUUCCCGACAACUGGACCGCCGGGCGCAUUUGGGGUCGUCGCGACUGCGACUUCAGCUCGAACCCGGGCCCCAACUCCUGCCUCGACGGCGGCUGCAACGGCGGCCUCGAGUGUGACCCGCACACCGGCACCGGCGUUCCCCCCGCCACGGUGGCUGAGUUCACGCUCUCCGCGGCCGGCGGCUCGGACUGGUACGAUGUCUCCCUCGUUGAUGGCUACAACCUCCCCAUGAGCAUCACGAACAACGUCGGCUGCAACGUCGCGGACUGCCCCGUCGAUCUCGGCCCGAACUGCCCGUCCGCGAUCCAGGGCCCGUACGACUCGUCCGGAUUCCCGGUCGGCUGCAAGACCGCGUGCAAGGCCGGUCUCGCGCCGGACCCGCGCAACGACCCGUACUGCUGCACUGGCUCGCACGACACCGCGGCGACGUGCCCGUCGUCGGGUGUGCUGUACUACAACUACUUCAAGGGCAACUGCCCGAACUCGUACGCGUACGCCUACGACGAGUCGUCCGGCACCGCGCUCUGGACGUGCUCCUCCGGCCUCAACGCCGACUACACCAUCACCUUCUGCCCGUGA